GUCACGCCACAACCUUCGUCGCGUCAGGUGUACACGGCUCUCCGAGGACCAACGGGACUCUCCUCGGCUGCUCGCGAGUUCUAUCGAUCGCCGGUGGCCACCGCCUCGAUAUUUCUUUUCGACAUAACUAGUCUCGAGAAACAUCCAGGGGGACCGAAGAGACACGCGAAACGCGAAAGAUGUGGCUGUCGAGAACGUGGAUACUGCUGGUUCUGUUUGGUCUCGCGAGUUGCGACGACCGCGAGGAAGAGGAUGCGUCCACCAUAUUCCUGGAGGCGGCGAAAUCCUUCUUCUCGAACAAGGAUAACAUAAACGGCAUCCAGGGACUGGCCAGCGCGUUCGUGCAGUCGGACGCAGGAAAACAGGCGAACGAGGCGAUCGGUGGCAAGUUGAACAUCGAUGGCGUGGGGCAGAUCAUCUCGGGGAUCGGGUCGUUGUUCGCCGAGAACGAGAACCGCCAGGGUGUCGACUAUUCGGUGAUAGGCUCGGUCCUGGACAGCAUGGUGAACUCGAACAAGAACGCGAAGAGGGUCACCAGGGACACGGACGCGAAGCAGGAGCCCAGCGUGGACCUGGAUGGCCUGCUGAAGAUGGGAAACAUGCUGUUCGGACAGAACGUGUACUCCGAUAUCGCGAUGGGCGUGAUGCCCAUGUUGCUGCAGAAUUUCGCCGGUGGGAGCAACGAGGUGGACGGCGAGCCAGAAAAAUUGCACGACCACUCGAGCCACUCUUGGUACAUGCCGCCCAUCCUCGAGAAUCUGCACGUCAUGUGGGACCAUUUCCGUAACUCGGAACUGGGCCAAACUCUGUGGAAGAACAGCGGCCUGGCGCAGUUCGUCGGUCAGAUGUCCGAUCCCGACGGACGUAUCCGUUACGAGGAGAUCCUGGACAGCUUCGAGAACCCGGCACUGCGUCGACGGUGGAUCAGAGUGUUGACGAAUUACGUGGGGGAGUGGAUCUCCCACGUGUCGGACCCGCAGAUCCAGCAGCGUUACUUGAACACGGUGCAGUUCGUGGGGAACAGUUUCCUCAAGUCGCAAGGCUUCUCGAAGCUGGCCAUGUUCGACGCGAUGAGACCGGUCGAGAGCCUCUGCAGGUUAACGGACGUGGUCGCGAAAAGGCACUUGGGCAUGAAGUUCGACAGCUCGCAGUACAUCAAACCGGCGGUGGCGUACGUGCAGGAAUUGAUCGCCCUGGCCUCCGAGAAGGGUUUCAUAAUGUCUCGAGUGAACGCCAGGGAGAUCAGCAACAGACUCAGCGACGUCAUCAACAACGACAUCAUCGAUCCCAUGUUAAAGUCCUAUCGCGCGUACAAGUGGGCGAUCAAGAUGCCCCAGUGCGCCAGUCAGAUCUUGUGCACCAUCAACGAGAACGAACAGAACGAGAAGCAAUCGCCCCUGCGCAGUGGUUUGCUGAAGGUGACCAGCUUCCCUACCGCCUGGGCCGUCAGCAACAAGCUAGGAACCAGUUUCUGGCUCCUGUACGGGGCCAUCACGGAACAGGAUAGAUGCGUCCAAAAGUAUCCGGCCGAUUGCACGGAGUUCCACGAAGAGGAGAUUCGCGUGACCACGGAGAGCGUUCACAGCGAACUUUGAUCACCGAUUCAGUGUAACCCUCGUGAAAGACAUUUUUGAUUACAUAAGUCAAGCUCUACGGAUCGCGAUCGUCGCGUUCCGUCUAUCGUUUAUAAGACUGCGUUUACUACGCGCGACAAGAAGUAACCGAUUUUAUUUUAUUAAGAGGCUCGAUCCACGGUGAAGAAGUCGACGUAGGUAAGGGGAUUCGUCGCGUUCCAAAGUCCCCUUUACCUUCUUCGCGUGUACAUACGGGGGAGAAGAACCGCGGACGUGGCCGAAUAACAUAGGCGUUUAGUUUCUGAAAACCUUUUAUUUAUUGUGAAUCUGAGAAAGGAUGUUUGUUCAAUGUUGCACAACUAUCACCGAACUGCAAUUUUACGGUGCUCAAUGAUCUUCGAACAGAAUGUCUGCAAACGUGGCGGUACAGUGUUUCAAAUGCAAAGGCACCGGUAUACGAUUGCAUUCGUUGUUUGUCUUUUAAAUUCGUUUCCUCUAGGGAAAUCUAUAAAAAUUCUAUUUUACGAGAAGACGCGUAAGAAGGCAUAUUUCGUUAGAACAAACACCAGCCGGCACCAGAAUUUCGAGCCGAGGCUCUGUCGAGGAGGUACCGGAAGUCCGACGGCGCGCGAGCGUUCGUGCCGAUUUUAUUAACGGCAUUGUGUCUGCAACAGCUCUUGUAAAUAUUAGAUAAAAGCCAAAUAAAACUUAUAA
Colletes gigas is the source of this 2288-nucleotide messenger RNA. RefSeq lists its product as uncharacterized. NCBI's taxonomy places the organism in Eukaryota, Metazoa, Arthropoda, Insecta, Hymenoptera, Colletidae. The record is from RefSeq and is a predicted model, not a curated record. The transcript has 6 exons. Bases 180 to 1595 code for a protein of 471 amino acids.